AUGGCCAAGAAGGAGGAGAAGGCGAAGAAGGAGGCUGAGGAGAAGGCCAAGAAGGAGGCUGAGGACAAAGCCAAGCUAGAAGCCGAAGCCAAGGCCAAGCAAGAAGCCGAAGCCAAGGCAAAGGCUGAUGCUGAAGAGGCGAAGAAGAAGGAGGCCGACUCCAAGACGGCCAAGAAGGAGGAGAAGGCCAAGAAGGAGGCCGAGGAGAAGGCCAAGCUAGAAGCCGAAGCCAAGGCCAAGCAAGAAGCCGAAGCCAAGGCAAAGGCUGAUGCUGAAGAGGCCAAGAAGAAGGAGGCCGACUCCAAGACGGCCAAGAAGGAGGAGAAGGCCAAGAAGGAGGCUGAGGAGAAGGCCAAGAAGGAGGCUGAGGACAAGGCCAAGCUAGAAGCCGAAGCCAAGGCCAAGCAAGAAGCCGAAGCCAAGGCAAAGGCUGAUGCUGAAGAGGCCAAGAAGAAGGAGGCCGACUCCAAGACGGCCAAGAAGGAGGAGAAGGCCAAGAAGGAGGCCGAGGAGAAGGCUAAGGAAGCCGGCAAGGCC
Mesorhabditis spiculigera is the source of this 537-nucleotide messenger RNA. NCBI's taxonomy places the organism in Eukaryota, Metazoa, Nematoda, Chromadorea, Rhabditida, Rhabditidae. The record is from the annotation of a GenBank genome assembly.